This is a messenger RNA of Condylostylus longicornis, 3362 nucleotides long. RefSeq names its product VPS35 endosomal protein sorting factor-like. Gene Ontology annotation, cellular component: endosome. Gene Ontology annotation, biological process: endocytic recycling. The coding region runs from base 265 to 3183 and encodes 972 amino acids. The transcript has 16 exons. The record is from RefSeq and is a predicted model, not a curated record. Lineage: Eukaryota; Metazoa; Arthropoda; Insecta; Diptera; Dolichopodidae.
UUUCUGCCUGAUAUGCUAUUACACAUUAUCGUAGAUUAAAUCACAGAUUUGGUCGCAUAUGUAAACAGAAGAAAUCAAUUUUUUUUUGCAACCGUGCGCCGCAUACCGCGUCCAAUUUAUGUUACCAUUUAAUAGACAAGUAGCAAGUUGGGUUUUUUUCAUAAAUAGUAAAUUUAAAGGGGUUUAUUAAAAUAAUUUCGUAAGCUUCUUAGUGUAAAAGUAUGGUUUAAUUCACAAACUUAAAAAUUACGUACCCACAAAAUCAUGAGCUCGGAUUGGGUGUGUUUGAAUAGAGACUUUGUGUUUCAAAAACAUUACUUGCAAAGCAAUCCAACUUUAGAACAUCCUUUAAAGCAAAUUCAAGUGGCUGUAAUUGAAAGUAAAGGCACUAGAGGAAAAUUCAGUAGUGGUUUAUCCUCUUCAAGUAGCAGAACUUCUUCCACUAUAUCUUUAAUUGAUCCUCUGGGUUUAAAUGCUCUUGACGGAAUCGAUCCACUUUCUCAGUUCGCACAGGAAUCGGCAACUGAUCCAUUAUCCCAGAUUGUUGCGGAAUAUGAAAAAUUUUCAAAAAAAUCAAAAAAUAAAGAUAUGCUCGAAGCAAAUAAAGAAUAUUUGUCAUGGAACAAUAAACGUUUAGGUAUUUUAAACAAAUUUACAACAUCCGAGAAAUUGUCGAUAACAACAAGUUUUCUUUCCGGUGGAGAAAUGAUAAAAACACAAACAACAGUAUCCGAUAAAGUCAAAUAUCGACUAGAACAACUAGAUGAUUUUGAUGAGUCCUCUGUUCGACAUAUGAUGGAUCUAACCCAGCAGGAGUAUAUAACUCGUAUAGAACAGCUUAAUCAAGAACUAGUUCAAUCAUGGAAUGGGGACCAGCGAGUUAAAGCUUUGAAAAUAGCCAUUCAAUGCUCUAAAAUGUUAUCAGAUACUUCAGUUCUUCAAUUUUAUCCAAGCCAGUUUGUUUUGAUUACAGAUAUUUUGGAUAUAUUUGGAAAAUUAGUUUAUGAACGUUUAAGGACUAAAGCAGAUCAUGUUGAACCAGGUCGAAAAAGUGCAAUCUCGUUACCCGAAAAAUUUACUCCAGAAAUGGUUCCUGAUAGUGCAAAAGAAACUUGUCAGAAUUGGUUUUUUAAAAUUGCGUCAAUCAGAGAGCUUCUUCCCAGGCUGUAUGUUGAAAUGGCAAUUUUGAAAUGUUACAGUUUUUUAACCCAAAGCGAGUUCAACUCUGCACUGCUUCGUUUGACAAAAAUGAUAAGAGGAAUUGGAGACCCUCUAAUUGCUACGUAUGCCCGAUGUUAUCUUGUAAGAGUUGGAUUAAAUGUUUCUAAUGACAAGGAAUAUAUUAAAGAAAAUUUGCAAGACUUUCUAGCAGUUUAUGGCACUAUAUUCAACGGAUCAAUUAGAUCGGAAAUUAAUAGACAACGAAUAGAUAUAUCCAGUUAUUUAGCACUUUAUGGACCAGCAUUGAACUGGAUAUUGCAAGGAUUUGCAUAUUGCUCGACAGACGCCAAUGCUGACGAAAUAUUAAAUACAUGCAAAGAUAAAAAAAAUAAUGGCCCACUAUUAUAUGCAAUACUAUCAUCUUUUAAACCAGAGUUCAUUGCAAACCGAGCUUUAGAUUUAGUAAAAAUUUUAUCAAAUUGCAACACUGAAGGAAUUUCGAAGGGGCAACUUCUUAGGAAUCUUGGUGUAAGUUUGAAUCGUUGUCCACCGCCUCAAGAACAACGACAUGUUGUAUACAUAGCAGCAUUAAAUAUGAUUAGUACGUUUACUAAUCCAGCAGAGUAUGUAUCGUGUAUUGAAAUGUGGGCUCAAUAUGUUGCAGAGCAUUUUACUUUACAAGAGGUAAAUACUCUACUUGAGGAUAUUCAUGUUAGGCUAAGUCAAAACAAAAUUUAUGAAAACUAUUACGGGCAGUUGCAAUCUAUAAUGGACAAGAUUGUAAGGUAUUCUACGGAUUUUGAAGGAUUACUAACGUGUGAUAGCUUUUUACUGGUACUAGAUCUUUUCCAAAAAGAUUCUAUUAAAUUGGAAGUUUGCAAAAAUAUAAUAGUCACCUACAAAAACAAUUUUGAAGGAACCACUUCUGAUCCUGUAGUAACUAAUGCACUAAUGUAUUUGUGUAAAGUUUUGAAUGAUUCAGUAAAUGCUUUAACUGUGGACGACGAGCGUAGACUCAUAGGUAAUCUGAUCAGCAACUUCAUUAAAAAGGUUGACUAUGGAAAGGAUUUCGAACAACAAUUAACUUUUUACGUUGAGGCAAGGGCCGCAUUCCCAAAUUUAGAUGCAGUAUUUACUACAUUAGUACUGUGUGUUAAUAAACUUGCUAUUGAAACUAGUAAAAUUGUAAAUGGUCAUCACACUCGCAAAACAGCUGCCUUUGUGAAAGCUUGCGCAGCUUACUGUUUCAUCACAAUUCCAAGUAUUAUAUCAGUAGCUACACAAAUGGAUUUAUACUUACUAAGUGGACAAGUUGCUCUAAUGAAUUUGUGUUUGGGGCAAGCUGACGCCUGCUUUGAGACUGCUUUAAAUUUGGUUGCUGAGCUACCACGAACAACUGAAAUAGAAGGCAAGCUAAAGAGUACUGAAAGUUAUUUGGUGUCGUAUUUGUGUAACAUGCUUUCAACUUUGGUAGUUGUUCCAGAUAGUCCAGAUCAAGAAGUGCUUUAUCUUGUAAGGCUUCUAUUAGACGUUUUAAAAAAAUACCCUUUUGAUUUACAUAGUUCUGGACCAACGUUAGUUUACUUGCAUUCUCUUGAUAUGUUAUUCGUCGAAAGUUUGGAUAUAUUCCCUUAUCACAUUCCAAAUGUUGUUUCGAAUGAUGAGUUAUAUGGAUCUGAUCCAAAGUUUAUUGCUGAAGUUAAUAUAUUAUGCUCACAAAUUGUUGAUCAAAUAUUAGUUCAACUUAAGUCAAUGGGGGAUGCAAAUCAGCUACGUCAGCAAGCUAAUUUAGCUUUGGAGCUUUUUUCCAGGGUAUUAAGAUAUUCUGAUCUUAUGAGAGAUAAAACAUUUAUGCUAGCAAUUAAUUUGUGGAAUUUGGCAUUGAAAUACGAGCAAGCUGACUCUAAAACUUUGGCAAAACUUCUGAAAAUGACUGAAGACUACAAAACGAAAUUUUAUGGUAACCCGCUGUAUAUGAGGCGAAUUGAGGAGCUGAUAUCUCGUAUGAAAUUGAAAUUAUAAAUGAAACUUAAUCAAAAUAAAAUACGUAUAGGUAUAUGUAUGUAAAUGAAUAAAAAAAUUUCUAUUAUUUACUUUACAUUUACUAACUUACAUUGUUGGUGUCUACUAAAAGGCAAAUUUAUUGUGAGUUUGACUUAAUCGGUAAUGCAAUUUAAAUUUCUAAAUAUGUAUUGAAGUUU